Molecule: messenger RNA, 591 nt
Organism: Mucor velutinosus
Lineage: Eukaryota; Fungi; Mucoromycota; Mucoromycetes; Mucorales; Mucoraceae
Exons: 3
Coding region: 1-591 (196 amino acids)
Molecular function (GO): RNA binding; cadherin binding; protein-folding chaperone binding
Source: RefSeq, a predicted model, not a curated record
AUGAUAUCCUUUGAAAUCAAAUGGGGUGCCAAGAAGUUUGAUAUUGAGCUCACUCAAGAAACCUUUGAUACAAUGACAGUAUCUGAUUUGAAGUCAAAAUGCCAGCAACUUACAGAGGUCGAGCCACAGUUUAUGAAACUCAUUGUCAAAGGAGCCAUUCUAAAAAACGACACACAGUUGAUCAAAGACACCAAGGUUGGACAAGGAGCCAAAAUCAUGCUGAUGGGCGGAUCAAAGACACACAUUUCUGUGGCAAAGACACCUCCCAAGGCAGAUGCGCCCAUUGCAACUCGACUACUGUGGACUCGAAACUUGCGAGAAUCCGUACUGCGACCUGAUAUCAAGCGCUAUGAAAAGCAAGUUGGCGAGCAUCUAUUACAACCCUCACCCGAGCCCAAACAAACAAAUCAGUUGAUCAAUUACGGAAACUACAUGCACGAAAAGUUAAUGCACAUUCUACAGCAAUUGGAUACCAUGCCAGAGGUGAAUGACAAGGAAAGAAUAGAGCGCAAGGAGAAUGUGAAAGACACAGAAGCACUGCUAGAUUUGAUCGAGAGUAUAAAGGCCAGAUUGACCAACAUUACAAAAUAA